AUGGCCCAAUCCGGACCAGACCCUGCGCCCGAGGCGCCGCGUUCGUCCCGCGACUCUCUCUCCUCCGUGUCGACAACGAGCCUCGUCUUCGAUCGUCUGCACGAAGAGAUGGAAAAGAGCUCGGGAAAGCGAAAGUCCAACGGCAAGCAUCGCCUCAAUGGCGACCGGUACAAGGAGGAAGCCGACCUCGAGGACGAUCCCUACGCUGUCGAGACGGGCCCGUUCCUGGGUGAGUCUGGGGCGUCCCUCCAGCGCAAGCCCAUGGAUCGCAGCUUGCGCAGGAUCCUCUGGAUAGUCGGCGUCGUCUUCGUCAGCGGUUGGUUCGUCGCCCUCGGCGUCUUCCUUGUGUCUGGGUCCUACAAGCAUGCGAGCGACUCGGACCACGACCCCGAUGCCAACAGCCGCGGCUCCGGCAAGGUCGUGACCCUGGAUCAGGUCCUCUCGGGCUUCUGGUCACCCAGUUCACAUUCUAUAAGCUGGAUCGCGGACCCCGACGGCCAGGACGGGCUCCUGCUGGAGCAGGGAGCCGCCGACAAAGACUACCUCGUCGUCGAGGACGUCAGGACCUUGGCCCAAGAUUCCAUGCCACGAGAUGGCACCGCCAAGCCGGAGAAUUCAAUGACCUUGAUGAAGACGGCGUACUUCGAGUAUAAAGGCAAGCCGCGCCGGCCAGAGUGGCUCAAGCCGAGCCCUGACCUCUCAAAGGUCCUCCUUGGCGUCGACAAGGAGAAGAACUGGCGACACUCAUUCACUGCUUCUUACUACAUCCUCGACGUUGCCUCCGGCAAAGUGGAGGCGCUGCAUCCCGACAAGGAAAACGCAAAGGUGCAGCUCGCGACCUGGAGCCCGCGAAGCGACGCCGUUUCCUUUACCCUCGACAACAACCUGUACAUCCGACGUCUCAACGGCAAGAAGGAUGUUGUUCAGAUCACCAAGGACGGCGGCCCGGAGUACUUUUAUGGCAUCCCUGACUGGGUAUACGAGGAGGAGGUCUUUAGCGGGCGCGAGGCCACGUGGUGGUCCGAGGACGGCAAAUAUCUCUCUUUCCUCCGCACCAACGAGACUGGAGUCAAGGAGUUCCCGAUCGAGUACUUUGUCUCGCGCCCAAGCGGCAAGAAGCCCCCAAAGGGAGAAGAGGCGUACCCCGAAGUGCGGCAGAUCAAGUACCCCAAGCCUGGGUCACACAACCCUGUCGUCGACCUGCAAUUUUACGACGUCGCCAAGGCCGAGGUCUUCUCUGCGCCCGUCGACUCCGACUUUCCGGACGACAAUCGCAUCGUUAACAACGUUCUCUGGGCGGGCGGCAAUGUCAUUGUCAAGGAGACGAACCGCGUUGGCGACCACCUCAAGGUGAUUCUCGUCGAUGUCCGGACUCGCUCAGCCAAGACGAUCAAUGACAUUAACAUCGCCGAUAUUGACGGCGGCUGGUUUGAAAUCUCGCACAAGAUGACGUAUAUACCCGCCGACCCUGCCAACGGGCGACAGCAUGACGGUUACGUGGAUACCAUUAUCCACGACAACUUUGAGCACCUCGCGUACUACACGCCUGUGGACAACCCCAAGCCCAUCCUCCUGACGAAAGGCGAAUGGGAAGUGGAGAGCGCGCCGUCCGCUGUCGACCUCAAGAACAACCUCGUGUACUUUGUCGCCACUAAGGAGUCGUCGAUCCAGCGACACGUCUACGUCGUCAAACUUGACGGGUCGGGCCUGAAGCCGUUGACGGACACGUCUACCGAAGGAUACUACUCUGCCUCGUUCUCGUCGGGCGCUGGCUACGCUCUGCUCUCGUACAGAGGCCCCAAGAUCCCGUAUCAAAAGGUCAUCUCGACGCCCUCGAGCACCACAAAGUACGAGCGUGUCAUCGAGGACAACCACGAGCUGGCCGACCGCGCCAAGAAGCACGAGCUCCCCGUUCUCAAGUACGGCAAGAUCAAGGUCGCCGACGGCGUCGAGGUCAACUACGUGGAGCGCCGCCCGCCGCACUUCAACCCCAAGAAGAAGUACCCCGUGCUCUUCCAGCAGUACUCGGGCCCCAACUCGCAGACGGUGACCAAGAAGUUCGGCGUCGACUUCCAGUCCUACGUCGCCUCCAACCUCGGCUACCUAGUCGUGUCGGUCGACCCCCGCGGGACCGGCGGCCUCGGCCGCAAGCACCGCGUCGUGGUCCGCUCGCAGCUCGGCAUCCACGAGUCGCACGACCACAUCGCCGCCGCGCGCCACUUCGCCUCGCUCGACUACGUCGACCCGGACCGCCUCGCCAUCUGGGGCUGGUCCUACGGCGGCUUCACCACCCUCAAGACGCUCGAGCAGGACGCCGGCCGCACCUUUUCCUACGGCAUGGCCGUCGCCCCCGUCACCGACUGGCUCUUCUACGACAGCGUCUACACGGAGCGCUACAUGCGCCUCCCCGCCGACAACGCCGACGGCUACCGCGCCUCCAAGGUCUCCAACGCCACCGCCCUCGGCCAGAACAAGCGCUUCCUCGUCAUGCACGGCGCCUCCGACGACAACGUCCACUUCCAAAACUCCCUCACCCUGCUCGACGCCCUAGACCUCGCCGGCGUGGAAAACUACGACGUCCACGUCUUCCCCGACAGCGACCACGGCAUCUUUUUCCACGGCGCAAACCACAUCGUCUUUGACAAGCUCAGCAACUGGCUCGUCAACGCCUUCAAUGGCCAGUGGCUCAAGAUCUCGCAUCCAAAGCCCAACGACGAAAAGCGGGGGAAACGCGACAUUGGGGCGGGCGAAGGCCAGUUGACCGUGUCAGAAGGCACCGCAUAG
Purpureocillium lilacinum is the source of this 2784-nucleotide messenger RNA. RefSeq lists its product as uncharacterized. Gene Ontology annotation, molecular function: serine-type peptidase activity; dipeptidyl-peptidase activity. Lineage: Eukaryota; Fungi; Ascomycota; Sordariomycetes; Hypocreales; Ophiocordycipitaceae. Gene Ontology annotation, cellular component: plasma membrane. Gene Ontology annotation, biological process: proteolysis. The record is from RefSeq and is a predicted model, not a curated record.